CUCUAAUAAUGGGACUACAGCCUGUAAGUGUAACCUGACUAAUAUCUCAUCCUAUGAGCUGCUUCCAGCUCCUGAAGUCCUGCAUGUAACAGGAUCUAACACUGGAAAUAUGGCUUUGUCCCAUGAUCUCUGUUAUUCCAUUGUGGAUAUACAUCUUCUCCUUGAAUACCAUGACUCAUCUGCACUUCAGUACUUCAAUUUUGUGAUGUCCAUUGUGACCUGCCUGGUGGGAUUGGUGGGAAAUGCAGUUGUCAUCUGUUUUAUUGGAUUUAUUAUCAAGAAACACAAAUCUAAAUACUGGUUUCUGAAUUUGGCCAUUGCUGACUUCUUGUCUCUCCUCAUCUUACCCCUUCACGCCAUCUCAACUCUUAAGGGCACCUGGACAUUCGGGCCGCACAUGUGUAAACUUUAUAUCUUCUCUUUAUUUGCUAAUAUGUAUGCCAGUAUUUACAUUCUUAUCGCCUUAAAUAUCACCAGAGUAUUGUCUGUAGCAAAACCAAUGUUCCACCUCAGAUUUAUCUCCCAACGUGUUUCUGUAUUGAUUUGUUCCUUAAUCUGGUUUAUUACAAUACUGUUUACUCUCCCAGUGUUCUACUAUGCUGGUGAAGUAAAAAUUGGGGAAGUGAUACUUUGCAACUUUGUGGAGGAUAACAUCUUAGGUACUGUAGUCAACACUGGGUAUAAUGUGAGUAGUGAGAAUGCUACAAGAGACAUGUACACCAAGUUGAGCCCCUACAUUGAACAAUGCUCAUCUGACACAUGUUGUGGUGGUGAGGAGACUCUCAUUUUGUGGACCCAUUUCAAACUUAUGUUAAAGUGGUUUGUGAUACCUCUAUUUACAAUUGGAUAUUUUAUUCCCUUUGGUGUUGUAAUGAUUUGCAAUAUCACUAUAGCUGUACAUGUGAGAAAAUCCAAGACUGUUAAUCCCCAGAGGCUCUAUCGGAUCAUUCUCAUCAUCAUUAUGGUGUAUUUUAUAACAUGGACUCCACUUGUCAUAGCAGAGAUUGUGUUAUUAAUUUCGGUUCACAAUAUGAAUCUCAUAACCACGUUCAACAUCUUUAAAUUUCUUCCACUAUUGAUCAACAUAACCUAUACAAACAGCUGCUUGAACCCCAUUGUUUAUGUCUUGAGCGGUGGGCAGAUGCGAACAGGAAUUCUUAAUUUCAUAAGUAGCAUCAGAAGAUGCUACUAAACGGACAUUGUGUCAUCUGGAUUCACUAUGCUACCAUAAAAUGACCAUCACCUAUAUGUGACCAUAUCAACUGUUCUGUAUUUUGCCUGUGUUUCAUACACCAUUGCUUUGCUUCGGAAUAGACAAUCUAAUAUGUGAAGCUCAUACUGUACCUUUGACUAUGUAUGGGAAUAAACAAGGUUAACUCCAUACCUGAGCCAAGUGAUUGGCAGCUGGUGCA
Molecule: messenger RNA, 1412 nt
Organism: Hyla sarda
Lineage: Eukaryota; Metazoa; Chordata; Amphibia; Anura; Hylidae
Product: chemerin-like receptor 1
Exons: 3
Coding region: 110-1192 (360 amino acids)
Biological process (GO): complement receptor mediated signaling pathway; positive regulation of cytosolic calcium ion concentration; phospholipase C-activating G protein-coupled receptor signaling pathway
Cellular component (GO): plasma membrane
Molecular function (GO): complement receptor activity; G protein-coupled receptor activity
Source: RefSeq, a predicted model, not a curated record